Molecule: messenger RNA, 5136 nt
Organism: Etheostoma spectabile (orangethroat darter)
Lineage: Eukaryota; Metazoa; Chordata; Actinopteri; Perciformes; Percidae
Gene: ttc9b
Product: tetratricopeptide repeat domain 9B
Exons: 3
Coding region: 380-1114 (244 amino acids)
Molecular function (GO): protein binding
Source: RefSeq, a predicted model, not a curated record
UGUAAAAUCUGGACUGCAGCAACGCCUCACGACUUGUCUUUUUUUUUUUCUCCCACGAUGCUGUGCGGCAGGGGUUGUCUUGUGUGCGCGCUGUUUGUGGUGCUGAAGCUGCGCGUGCCUCGGAGGUUGCUACCAUAGAAAUCCACACAAGCAUCCUUCCGCGAGAGGACCAGAACGAGGAAUCAUGUUUUCGACGAUUGGGAAAUAAGAUGUUUCUGUCAACUGUUUAAGCCUUAUAUUUAUCUUUUUGAUAACAUCCUUCUUCAAGCACAAGUUAACAAAGCGUAGACGUUUCUGAAGCCCUUUUUUUUCGAGGCUUGACUUGUCUCCGGUGUCGUCGCCUGCCCAUCAGUCUUUGCCGCUUCAUCCCACAUCCUUUAUGCACAGCACGCUGCUCCGGUCCUCCCCAACAAAACACACUUUCGGGUCCGAGCACCAUGGCCCGCUCCCGGCGCUUUCACUAAGAGACAUGGAAGCCAAACAACACCCGAUAAAGAGCCUCAAAAGCUACCCGGAAACCGGCGGCCGGAGCCUGGCAGCGGCCGCCGGAGGAGACGGCGGGUAUAAAGCCGACUCGGCCGAAACGGAGAUGGAGGCGAAUAUCAAGAAAGCCGUCGACUUCAAGGUGGAGGGUCACCGCUGCUACAAAGAGAAGAAGUUUCGGGAAGCAAUCGGCAAGUACCACCGGGCGCUGCUGCAACUCAAAGGGGUGCAUGUUGUCGACGGGACGACGGGCUCCGAGGUCAACCUACUGAACCAACCCUCGACCAAGCUGACCGAGGAACAGCGGAGAGCCGUGGAGAGCACCGAGAUCGAGUGUUACGACAGUCUGACAGCGUGUCUGCUGCAGUCGGAGCUGGUAAACUAUGAGAGGGUGAAGGAGUACUGUCUGAAGGUGCUGAGCCACCAGAGAGACCACUUCAAGGCCAUGUACCGAGCCGGCAUCGCCUUCUAUCACCUGGGCGACUACGAAUGUGCUCUACGCUACCUGCGUGACGCCAAGAACCGCGAACCCACAGACACCAACGUGCUGCGGUACAUCCAGCUGACAGAGAUGAAGAUAAGCAAGAGCGGUCAGCGGGAACGAGAGAGCGGCAAAGAGACCCAGGGCUGACCUUCGACCUUUUUACCCUUCCACACCUUUCAACCUUUGACCCCACAUUGAUCCUCCCUCUCUCCUCCUCUAUCGACUCCUGACAGCAGCACAGCCCACAGAAGAGACAGACCCAAUCAGCCGCCUAUUGAAAAAACGGGAGACCUAUCAAGCUCCUCCUUUUCCUUGUCUUCCCUCUUCUUCUUCUCCCUCUUUUCUCCCCUGCUGUGUUUCCUCUCCCUAGACGCAGACAGUCGAGCAAACAUAAACAAGACAACAAGAAAGGCUGUAUUAUACUCAAAUGAAACAGUCAUCGUGGUGAAAUGAAAAGGAGCUUCAAAACAUACUUAUGAAUAAUGGACAUUUGUAUAAUUUAGUAAAUGUUUUAUAGACAUAAAAUGCAUUUUGUUUCUGCUCUCUUGCUCUCUCUUUUUCUAUCUGCCUUCUCUCUCUCUCCGUCUUAUUUUGAAUUCUUGGGGAAAAUAUCGGGGAUGGGAAGCUUGACCACACCGGGAGGACGGCAGGACUGUGUGUGGACAUGAGCGGUGGAUAGUGAGGGGUGUGUGUGAGACACAUAUCAAGACCAUAGCCCCAUUUGAUUGUACAUCCUACCCCAAUAGGGCACACUCAGGCUCCUUGCGCAGACUAUAGGGCAGACUAGCCCGGGAAAUCUUUCAUCAAGUAAAGAAAACGCCUGCCUUUGUGCUUAAUCUCUCGCUCUACUGUCUUACUUUUCUUUCCUGGAUGCCAUGUAUCUCAGUUUCUGGACUGAUUCUUUUGAAUUCAAGGGCUAAUUCAAGUGUUUGUAAACCGUUACUAGGGUUUUUAAUUUGCUUUGGGCAUAAUCAUACUCGUAGUAAUUCAUCAGUUGUUAACAGCAUCUGUGUCUCCAGCAGUUCCUGCAGGCAUCAGGUGCGCUAUUGUGUUAACUGGUGUGUCUCGAAUCUGUUGUCCAAAGCCGUGUGGGCCGUGUGUUGUUGUAAAGACUGUCAAAAAAAGCCCCUCCCGCCCUCCCUACCCUGUUCUCCGGUUAAUGAUGUCACAAUGGAAAAUAGCCAAUGGGAUCAGAGUUCCAUCAACCGCCGUUGGCUGGAUGGAAAUCCACUUUAAAGUUUCACAGCGAGAAAUACUUUAAAGUUUCUAAACAGAGGUCCAACCCUUUAUCACUAAUGCUGAAGCUCCGAAGACAUCGAUAACACGCCGAGAAGACUCUGGGCAGCAUUAGUGCAGGGAAAACAAUCACAGACACACUGUCCUGACAGUCCAGAUUGCCAUCUUGGAGCACUCACAUUUAGGGCACUUCAACAAGAGUGUUGCCAUUUGAGAUUUCCUCCUUUAGUUUUCUGAUAGAUAAAACAUCUGUGUUUGAAAAUGGUUCCAAACAUAGAGCUGUAAGGACAGAAAACACACAGCAUUAGCUUUAGGCAACACUAAUGGAUAUGUGUGUGGAUAUCCAUGGCUAGCUGUCAAAAGAUGCAUACAUAAUUUUCUUCUCUUGUGACUUGUGAAGCUGAAUCAUUGAUAAUGCAAAUAAUGCUUUUAUAGCUUUACCACACGUUUAAAUCUGCCUGCGCUGUUCUGCAGAAGGUUGGAUUGAUGAUUUGUGAAAGCAUGACCUGAAUUUCCCUUCUCUCUGAUGCCAUGAGACUCAGUUUCCUCUUUCCCGUGUGCAAGCCCACCUCCUGCAUGUAACUUGUGGCUCCAGAGAGUUACUUCAGAUGUUUGGGAUAAGGAUUAUGUCUGCUCUAUUGCUUUCUGUCACGGCAUGCUGCCACACUGUUCUCUCAUACCUCUAUUUUAAUCGUCCUGCCCUUUAUAAACACAGAAGGUGGUGACAGACUGUGAUCACAGCAGUAGAAUAGGUAGCCAAAAAAUCUAGAAAGAAAACAGGACUUUAAUAAAUCAGGGCCACCUUCUGCCUCGGCAAAGGUGAGAGAUAAGAGAUAAUUCCACCGCUUAAGAUAUUCAAAAUAGGAAAUCAAAUCAAAGAAAGAUGCUGUAAACAAUUUCCCCUCCCUAUUUUUUUUUCAGUGACCUGCUGGAGGUAAAUAGGGAUCUAUGUGUGUCAAUGGGACUCUGGAGAGACGGCACCAUGCGUUGAGGGGACCGGCAUGAUACAGAGAGGCUCCAGUGGAGGGACAAGUAGGCCGAUAGUCGGCUGCAGCUCCAGGUCACUCCUGCAGCAGAGACACAUCAUUACAAAGAGUUCAGAGCUGGGAGAUUUAUCAUCAUACAUUAAAUGGCUGAAAGUAUGUGGGCACCUGAGCGUUAAACCCAUAUACGAUUACUGAACAUCUCAUACACAAACUUCAGCUCCUGCUGUAACACUGUCCGCUGUUCUGAGUCACAACAUAGUGCAGUAAUUUCCCACUCUGAUUUCAGACACUCAAAUUAAAUGUCAAACAGUAAAUAUAGUGCCAUAUAAAGUGAUUUAAGACUUAACAGGUGUUACUUUAUUGUUGCAUUAAGAUUAGGCCCAAACCAAAAGAACAUUAAAGUGUGGAACCAGCGGUGUCUACUUCAUUUUAUUAGCCAUAAAGUGUACAUGAUAGGAGAUGUAUCUCAAUAUAAUUAAAUAACUGCUGAUGGCUGAGUUGCAGGAAUAAAGUUUUCUUAAAGGAAAAGUCCGACAUUUUGGGAAAUAUGCUAAUAUAAAGCUACAUCCAGUAGCAGGUUAGCUUAGCUUAGCACAAAGACUGGAAAUAGGGGGAAACAGCUAGUCUGGCUCUGUCCAAGUAACAAAAUCCACCUACCAGCGCCUCUAAAGCUUAUUAAUUAACAAUGUAUUUUCCCAAAAUGUUGAACAACUCAUUUAAGUUAUCUUACUGAAAUAAAUUGGAUUAUCACUCAUUUUCCCAGACAACACAUUACCGGUGUAUUGCACUUAUUUUCAUAAAUAAAUUCAAAUAAUUAAAAAAAACAUCACAUUCUCAACAACAUUGAGACCAAAACAAAAUGAUCUCCCAGCUCUGGGUUGGAGGCUCUGGUAUCUCAGAGGAAAUAAAAGAACAAACAACAGCGAGGAAUGGCACCUACACGCUCGGUCUCCAUGGCUGCGUGAGCUGAGUCUGCUCGCCCUCGGGCCCCUCGGGGACAGGUCUCCUCCCGUGGUCCUCUCUCCAUGGCACCAGUCCGUCAUCUUGUUUUUGUCUAGCUGUGCUAAGUCAUUCUAGCUCAACAUGUACUACAACCGUCUAGGGACAACUAGCUGCACAGAAAACCGGCUUAUUUUUAGCUGAUCAGUUCUCGAUUAAUGACUGGGGCUGUUAUUGUGUGCCUAAUCUGUGCAAAUAGAGAUAGAAACACCUGAUCUCUGCAUCAGUGUAGCUUUGAAAACAAACAACAGAAAGCACAACAAAAAAAGAGACGGAAAAAGUCUAACUACUGGCUGUGUUAGUUUUGCUCUUUUGCUUUGAUGUCAUUUGAGGUAAAUGUUUGUCAAAUUUCAGAGUAGUUUUUUGUGAAUAUACGAAUAUACAAAUGUACAAAAAAAAAUAACAAAAAUGGAAGGUUCUAUGGUUGUGAAGAGCUUUACUUUACUGAAUUACUUUAUCAACAAAGAAGAAAAGCAAGAGAUACAAAAGAGAAUUUUACUGAAGCUCCUCCAUUACACAGAGCUGCUUUGUGACGGUGUCUGUAUUUGUUGGUAUUUCUGUUGACGUCCCUUUUCCUCAAGGGAUCCAAAACCGGCUCAGAGUAUGUGCAAAGCCCUUUGACGCCCCCGUCUGAAUGCCCUCUGACCUGAGUCUUCUGUCUCUGCACAGUAAGACGAAUGGGAAGAAUGAACUACUAUCGGAGGACAGACACAGCUCCUCGCAGACACAGCUCUCCGUCCUGUUUGUUUCUGUGGUGAAGGAGAGGAAAGAAAGGGACAUGAAGCUGGGGACGUCAAGGCUAUGACUGUGUCUUUGUCCCACCACGCUCCAAAGAGGCGUUUUUCCAUGCGACAUCCGAACAUCAUAGGACUCCAUCACUGGUUUUACUGAACUGCUAGCCCGGGAAUGCACUAUUGAUUGGUUAUGAAUAAAGUUUCAAACAAAGAG